AUGCCGGAGUGUGUGUCGGUGUGUGAGUUCGUGCAGGAGGUGCAGGAGGACUGGAGCUCUCCCACCACCUCCUCGUUCACCUCCAAGAUGAUCAGCUGCAGGAACACCGUCUACCUGCUGGAGGAGGUUCUGGACAGCGACCGCUUGGUGCUGCAGAAGAUGAAGAAAGCCGCGAAAGCCAAAUACACAUCAGGACAAGAUCACGUUUCUCACCUGGAGCAGUACAUCAACUCCAUGGAGAAGCUGUCGGUCAACUGCCACUCCAACGGAGAGACGGAGGUCGGCUCCGCCUUCUGCCGCCUGGCCGACUUCUCCAAAGAGCUCCUGUCGCCCAUGAAGAACCUGCUGAAGAGCAUGCUGCACAACAUCAACUUCUUCCUGGACUCUCUGGUUAAAGGAGACCUGCGGGAGGUGAAGGGGGAUCUGAAGAAACCCUUUGACAAAGCCUGGAGGGACUAUGAGAGCAGAUUUAAGCAGGUGGAGAAGGAGAAGCGGGAGCUGGCUCGGCAGUACGGGAUGGUGAGGAGCGAGGUGAGCGGAGGAGAGAUCGCCGAGGAGCUCGAGAAGGAGAGGCGCUCCUUCCAACUGAGCAUGUGCGAGUAUCUGAUCAAGGUGAACGAGAUAAAGACGAAGCGAGGCGUCGACCUGCUGCAGAACCUCAUCAAACACUAUCACAGCCACAACAAUUUCCUGCAGGAGUGCGUCUCCACCACUCAGAGGCUGAAGCAGUACAUGGAGGAGCUGAACGGAGUCCUGACCACGGUGAAGCAGCGUCAGGACGAGGAGAAGAAGCAGCUCUGCGCCCUCAGAGACCAGCUGAGGCCGGUCGUCCAACCAGAGCAGGACUCGCUGCCGAAGCAGGUGUACAGCAUGCAUCAGCUGCUGGGAGACAAGCAGUACGGGACGGAGAGGUCAGGAUUCCUGUACAAGAAGAGCGACGGGUUGAGGAAAAUGUGGCAGAAGAGGAAAUGUUCGGUUCACAACUGUUACCUGACCAUCGCACACGCCACUCCGAACAAACCUCCCACCAGACUGAAUCUUCUCACCUGUCAGGUUAAACCCAGCGUGGAGGACAAGAAGUGCUUCGACCUCAUCUCUCAUAAUCGGACGUACCACUUCCUGGCUGAGGAUGAAGCUGAAUGUGUGGCCUGGAUCUCGGUGCUCAGCAACAGCAAGCAGGAGGCUCUGAGCGUCGCCCUGGACGGCGGCCGGAGAGGCGGCGGAGGCGGCGAGAGCAGCGUGGAGGAUCUGACCCGAGCCAUCACCGACGACAUCCGACGGAUGCCAGGAAACAGCAGCUGCUGUGACUGCGGAGCUCCAGAUCCUGGAUGGCUCUCGACCAACCUGGGCAUCCUGACCUGCAUCGAGUGCUCAGGGAUCCACAGGGAGAUGGGCGUCCACGUGUCCAGGAUCCAGUCUCUGAGCCUGGACAGCCUGGGAACCUCAGACCUGCUGUUGGCCAGAAAUGUUGGUAACUCUGGUUUUAAUGAAAUACUGGAGGCGAACCUGCUGAGUCCGUCACUGAAGCCAUCACAGCACAGCCACAUGGCCGAGCGCAAAGACUUCAUCCUGUCAAAGUACCAGGAUGUUCACUUUGUGAGGCGGAGCCAUAGUUCAACUGCAGCACUGCGACUCGGCCUGCAGGAGGCGACCAAGAGCUGCGACAUCUACAGUCUGCUGCAGCUGUACGCUCAGAAGGCGGAGCUUAGCCAGCCGCUGCACGCACACAUACAGGAGAAAGGUGAGACGGCGCUCCAUUUAGCCGUCCUAUUGGCCGACAGGACGUCGCUGCACAUCCUGGACUUCCUGGCUCAGAACUGCUCUAACGUGGACACCCAGACGUCGUCAGGAAACACGGCGCUGCACUACAGUUGUCUACACAACAAGAGCGACUGUGUGAAGCUGCUGCUGAGAGCCAGAGCCAACACACACAUCAAGAACGAGUUGGGAGAAACUGCUCUGGACGUGAGCCGCAGGUUGAAGCACGGCCACUGUGAGGCGCUGGUGAGUCCGUCGAACGGUCCAGUGAAGAAGGAGCGCUUCUCCUCCUCUUCGUCCUCCUUCACGCCCUCCUUCUCCUUCUCCUCGCGGCCCUUCAUCUUCAGCCAGUCCUCCUCCUCCUCCUCCUCCUCGGUGGCUCCGGCCUCCUCGGCAGCUCCAGGACCGGCAGCCGGGGGCCUCCUCAGCGUGGGCCGGAGGUUAGCCAUGGCCAUGGAGCUCCACAGCCGCCCGUCUGGCUCCGCCCCCAGCCCGCCGCCGCCGCCACCGUCCUCCCCCGCUCCCCCGCUGCCCCCCAGGGUCAAAGCUCCCAGCGUUCCUCCCCCGCCUCCCCCGGCUGGAGGGGAGGGUCUGGGGGAGGAUGAGGAGGAGGCCGAGGUGUUCUUCAGCCUGACGGCCAACAGGAAGACGACUCCUCCGCCUCCCAUCGCCGCCCGCAACAAGAGGAGCUGCUCCGAGUCCAGCAAGCUGGAUUAUGGGAUGCCGAGCAGCCCGAGGAUCUACAGCGGCCCCGAGUCCUCCUUCAAGAAGUGCGUGUGA
This is a messenger RNA of Stegastes partitus (bicolor damselfish), 2538 nucleotides long. RefSeq names its product arf-GAP with SH3 domain, ANK repeat and PH domain-containing protein 1-like. The record is from RefSeq and is a predicted model, not a curated record. Gene Ontology annotation, cellular component: cytoplasm. Lineage: Eukaryota; Metazoa; Chordata; Actinopteri; Pomacentridae. Gene Ontology annotation, biological process: positive regulation of GTPase activity. Gene Ontology annotation, molecular function: protein binding; GTPase activator activity. The transcript has 23 exons. The coding region runs from base 1 to 2538 and encodes 845 amino acids.